CCUCCCGCAGCUGCUGCUGCCGCCGCUGUCCUUGUUGGCGCGCGGAUGGAGCUGAGCUGCGGCGUCGGGGGAAGAAGUAGUAGCAGCAGCCAUACGGCUGCUGCAGCUGCAGCCACGCCGCCGAGCGGCCCCGCAUCGCCAGCCGCUCCCGGGCUCCUGAUGGACGGCGAGAGUCCCGGCAACAGCGAGGAGGAUUACGAGAGCUUGCCCACCAGCGCCUCCCUGGGCACCCACAUGACGGCCGGGGCGGUGGCCGGCAUCCUGGAGCACUCGGUCAUGUACCCCGUGGACUCCGUCAAGACCCGGAUGCAGAGUCUGCAGCCCGAUCCCAAAGCCCAGUACAGGGGCGUGUUUCAGGCCUUGACGACGAUUGUCCGCACCGAAGGCUUUUGGCGGCCUUUACGAGGGAUCAAUGUGACUGUGAUUGGUGCCGGCCCAGCCCACGCGCUGUACUUUGCCUGCUACGAAAAAAUGAAACGCACUUUAAGUGACAUUAUCCACCCCGGAGGGAACAGCCACCUGGCCAACGGAAUGGCUGGGAGCCUGGCUACGCUACUUCAUGAUGGUGUCAUGAAUCCCGCUGAAGUGGUGAAACAGCGCAUGCAGAUGUACAACUCUCCAUACAAGACUGUUCUGGAGUGCAUCCGGACGGUGCGGCAGACUGAAGGCUUGGGAGCCUUCUACCGGAGCUAUACCACCCAACUCACCAUGAACAUCCCUUUUCAGGCCAUUCACUUCAUCACCUACGAAAUCAUGCAGGAACAGAUCAACCCGUGCCGGCAAUACAACCCUCGCACGCACAUCAUCUCGGGCGCUGUGGCUGGGGCUGUGGCGGCGGCCGCCACGACUCCUCUGGACGUCUGCAAGACCCUCCUCAACACUCAGGAGAACAUGGUCCUGAGUUCUGUGAACAUCAGCGGGCACCUCUCGGGAAUGGCCAACGCCUUUAGGACGGUGUACCAACUCGGGGGCGUGGCCGGGUAUUUCAAGGGGGUCCAGGCGCGCGUGUUAUACCAGAUGCCUUCGACUGCCAUCGCCUGGUCUGUGUAUGAAUUCUUCAAGUACGUACUUACAAAACGGGAGUUGGAGAAAGGAUCUCCAUGCUGACGGAUCCGGCAGUGCUGCAGUGUCUGACAAACGCCAAGACGCCUGUGUCUCUGUCUCUCCCCAUCUCUCUCUCUCUCUCUCUCUAAAUUUUCUG
Messenger RNA from Elgaria multicarinata webbii, 1201 nucleotides. RefSeq names its product solute carrier family 25 member 37 (gene SLC25A37). The record is from RefSeq and is a predicted model, not a curated record. The transcript has 4 exons. Gene Ontology annotation, biological process: iron import into the mitochondrion. The coding region runs from base 46 to 1107 and encodes 353 amino acids. Lineage: Eukaryota; Metazoa; Chordata; Lepidosauria; Squamata; Anguidae. Gene Ontology annotation, molecular function: ferrous iron transmembrane transporter activity. Gene Ontology annotation, cellular component: mitochondrial membrane.